UUAAAGCUCAGACAGUUGAAGGAAGGGAAGAAAAAAAAAGUUAAGCAAGAAGACAAUGUUGAGUCACUUCAUCUGUGGAAAUUUUCAUGAUGAAGAAGACAACGAAGAGUACUAUCCAUCUAGCAGCAGUACUUCGUCGCCAAACAGAUCACCAUCACCAAAGAAAUCAUCUGCUUCAUCAUCGUCGAAAAGAAGUAAGAUAAGUAAUUUCUGUAAUAGACAUAAAAACAAAAAGAAUGAGAAGAACCCGUAUUCAUCUCGUGGGCUAGAUAAAUUCAGUUUGCUGUUAGCUGAUCUUGAAGAUAAAAGAAUCAAGAUUUUGGAUCAAAUCGCUACUACUACUACUACUGCACAAGAUAUACCUUUAAUACGUUUCGGGUAUUCGGAUUCGAAAGGUAAUUUGGUUCCGAUUAUAAUCAGGUUGAAAAAUCAACAGCAGAAAAAACAAGAACCCGAGUUACAUAUAGAUGGUAAUGACAAAAUUGUUGAGAUUACAGAGGACAUACAAAAAAGUAAUACUGCUAAACUUGGUCCAUCACCAUUAUCGUCACCAGAGGCAGUGAAGAAGAUACAGAAGAAAAGUUUGCUAGACAAAAGUAAAAGUCAUAUAUGCAAGUACUACUUCGGAAUUGUCAUAGUGUUGAUUCUAUUAUGCUUGGCGAUUUACGGGAGAUCGUUUGCGAUAAUCUGUAUGUCAGUUUGUUGGUAUUUGAUGCCUGUUGUAGACAAAAACCUGAAUUCAAGAAUCAAGAAGAAUAAUAAUUAUACCGAUGAGGAGAAGAAAAUGGGUAUUGAUGGAUUUCCUUAUUCUUUCAACAAGAAGUACUACGCUGGAUAAUCUUCUAAGCUGUUAACUUGAUCGAAUUCAAGAUCAUUAAUUUUAUUCAAUUUUUUCUUUGUGAUGUUUUUUCUUGUUCUUUUCCUGUUUGGGUUACAGCAGGUUUGAAUUUUCAAAAUUUUGACAUGUUCAUCGUUCAUGAAUGUAAAUAGCUUGGAUUAGGUCAAGGUCAAAAGUCAAGUCAAAUGUACAUUAAGAAGAUAUGUUCUUACUAUUAGCACGCAAUAAUGUUACCAUUAUGCUAGAAAGGCAUCUGUUAAAAUUCUUA
This is a messenger RNA of Papaver somniferum (opium poppy), 1106 nucleotides long. RefSeq lists its product as uncharacterized. The coding region runs from base 56 to 838 and encodes 260 amino acids. The transcript has a single exon. NCBI's taxonomy places the organism in Eukaryota, Viridiplantae, Streptophyta, Magnoliopsida, Ranunculales, Papaveraceae. The record is from RefSeq and is a predicted model, not a curated record.